ACCCACGUACAUACUCACCCAUCAGUGGUUGGCCGUAUAAUGCCGCAGGAUUCGCUGUUUUUGUACGCUGCUACUGUCGUGAGAAAUUUAAAAAUUUUAGGUUAUGCAUUUGAAGCACACAAUGUUCCUAAAGACGCUGCAUCUUUUUCAUCGUUUUUUAAAGUCUGUCGGAAGGCGGAGUUCAUCCAUAUGCUUCAUUUUUUGUUCCAAACUCUAGACCCAUUGAAAUAUGAGGCUGAUAAGCUUAGUUUUCUUGUAGGACCAAAGUCAGAAGUGAAAUUCAAGAAUGCUAUCUACCGUUGGCUGCGUAUACUAUCAGCGGAGUAUCCCAAAAUUGUUUCUAAUUUCUUCGCUGUUUGGGGCUAUCCAGCUGGAUCUGCAGUCUUGCGUUUUCUAGCGAAUUUGUCUACUUAUGUCUUAUGUGUUACAAAUAAUCUAACAUCAUGUAGCAGUCAGUGCACUGAGACAACCAGGGAAUCGGAUGAAUUAAGGCAUAAAUUUUUUGUGGACUCAUGUCGCUGUAUCCUUUCUGAGACAAAACUUCGAGAGCGACUUAAAGAGUUUCGCUGUACUCUUCAUACUGAAGUUCAUGAUAAAUUAAAAGAACUUACACAGUGCAAACAACGAAUCCUGUUAGAUGACAGUAUACAGAAACAACUAAGUGCCGAUUGUCAUUCUCUCUGUUCUGACGAAACCAUCGACCUUCCAGAGGAACUGAUUACUUAUCAAAUUCAACUGAAAAAGAAGGUGACAUCUCUUAGACAACAACUCACAGAACAUCUCAAAAACCAUGCUCCCUCUUUACUGCUGUUAAGUAAUAUUGUUGAGGAAUUGGAUGAAAAAGAACCAUGUAUUCAAGACGGUGAUAAUUUGAAGAUGCCAUGUGCAGGUUUAGAAAAUUUUACUAGUAAUGGAAUGGCCGAGUUGAAACAAGACGAGAAUGGCAAAUUAAAUCUUCGCCUAUUUCUACGUCAUGCAAUUGAACUUUUCCAGUUGGCUGUACAAUCCUAUACUCCGUUGUUUAUCAAUGAUACAUCGAAUAAGAAUGGAGAAACUGUAUUCAAACAAACUGUUGAACGGAUCUUCUCUCAGUUAUCUGUGUUGAAAAAAUAUUCCUAUCAGACUAUCGGUUCGUCAUCAUCUUCACUGGAAGUAACUUUACAAUCACCAUCUACAGAUUUAACCCAAUUAGACCAACCUGAUGAUAAGGAACUUGCUCAACUUAUGAAGAAAAUGCAGGAUUCCAUCAAUAACUUAUAUGCAGAUCUACAGAAUGAAUGGCUUCAAGGAUCCUAUAGACAAUUAAGUCUUCGCCAGAUUGAAAUGACUGAUUCCAAGUCUUCGCGUCCCUGUCUACCUGAUCAUCAAUCAUCAAAUAAGAAUUCAAACAGUAUGAAGGAUAAGAUCUAUGAAAGUUUUGAUAAAUUUCUGGAGGAUUCUCAAGAUGAGUCAAAUGGUAGUGAGGGUGGUAGUGCAUCGACAUCAUCGAUUUCAAUUGGCCUUUCAGACAGUGUUCACAUGAGUCAAAUAUCACCAGGAAAAUCAUUAGACGGGAGUAUUUGUCAAUCAGAUUCACGUAUGAAUUCUACUUGUACCUCACCAAUGGAAUCUUCAUCAUCCUCAUCAGCAGGGGAUAAUAAUGACUCAAAUGCUGCAUCAAACAAUGACAACAGUAUGAAUAAUACUAUCUCAAUUGACAGUGAUAAUAAUAAUAAUAAUAAUAGUGAGGAGAAUAAUACAACUGUAAAUGUGUCCUUAUCUCCUGAAGAGCAUUCAUUCUAUACAACCCCAAAGUAUUUUAACUCUUCUCCCUCUUCUUCUUCUACUUCUUCGUUCGAACAACAGGAAGUGGAAAAUGAUUUACAAAAGUUAAGCAUAAAUCCAACAGAUACCAUUCAUUCAAAGCCGCCACCUCAACUGUCUUCAUCUUUCCAAAAUCUUCCCGAUAUAAGUGAAGAAACUUGGAAAUUUUCAUUCCCCACAACUAAACCGUCGUCUUCUAGUCAAUCAAAUGAAAAAGGUCAUUGUGUUUUAAAAGACUUCUCUAAUAUAUCAAAUUGUCUGUUGUUAUCUGUCCCUCAAAAAGUAUCUAGAAAAUCUUCGUCUAAUCAAUUAAAAACUAGUUUUAAUCUAAUGGAUGACGAUUUAGACUUUGUCAAUGAUCUCCUUCCAUCAUCUCCAAAUUAAAUCUGUGCUGUACAAGUACACUAAAAGCAUGUUAUUUAAUGUAUUGAUGAUUUUGGAAUUUAUUACUAUUAUUAUUAAUAUUACUACUUUGAUAAAUAUAUAUAUACUAAGUAACAUUGGUGUUCAGUGUUAUGAUGGAGUGAUACUGGGUAGUGGCAGGUUUGUGUAGCAUGACCCGACAUUAUGGUCAGCAGGGCACUGACCCAUACUGAGAUUAACGCAACCGGAAUGACCCUCUUUAUUUGACAAAAUAUAUGGUAUGUAUAUUGUAUUUACGAAUUUCUCAGAAAUUUAAGCCAUAAAUAUAUAAACAAACAAAUCUGAUUGGUUGUUGAACGUCGUCGGAAUGUGUGAUACACUUGUGAUAUCACAGAUAUAUGGAAAAUUCUACUGCCCAUACAACAAAUAGGAGAAGACAGAGAAAACUAUAAAAAUCAAAUCUCGAGGUCGUGUGACAAAAAUUGAUAUGAUUAUGAACAAUAAAUUGUGUUCGAAACGUCAUCCAGUAUACAAUACUGUUUCACUGUGUGAUACAUUUAAUAAUCAAACUAAUUACUUAAUACCACAGUGCCCAAGUUUUACACAUAUAUUGAAAUGCAAUUAACAUAUUUGUGAUUAUAAUCAUAGUUUAAUGUCAAGUGGCAAAAUAAUUAAUGUCAUAUAUAGAAUAAUACAUAAGGUAUAUAGAUUUUGGAAAGGUAUACAUAAUUAUAAGAUUAGUAGACGAAUAUAAAAUGUUGCAUAACAUGGUGUGAAAUUUGAUAAGAUAGAAUUAAAUAUUGUAAAAAUAAAAAUAAAAAAAAUUUAAUAAUCAAACUAAUAUGGAAUUAAAAAUAAAAAGUAUAGAAAUUAAUCAUUUUUGGUUUAAAAUGACAAGUGGGUCAAGUGGAAAAGAUUCAGAGUGAGAAUAGUAAUAAUAAAAAUAAUCGUAGUAAUAAGGGAAAGGUACAUAGAAAUAACUAAAUAAGCCAAAUAAAUAAAUGUCUAUCCCUCUACGGCCAAGGCAGAAGUAAGGAUUGUACGUACUUCUUUUGUACACAAAGGUCUGGCUUAAAGUCAUGAAUUGCCAUGGCCUCAGCUGUCUUUAGAAGUCUGUAAUGAAGAAAACGCGGGAAGUUAGCAUGGAUUCUGUAUAUGAUCUUGAAAUUGGGGUCAGGGUUGACCAAGUGACAGAAGUCGAUCAGGUGUUCCAGAAUAGAGCUUCGCACACACUUCCUUUCUCCCUUGUAAAACCAUGCUGGAAUAUGUUCUCGUAUCCGUGUGGAGAGCGUCCUCUGACUACGGCCAAUGUGUACCUUGCUCCACAAGAGCAGGUGAACUGAUAGAUGCACAUGGAGGCGGUCAGAUGAGGGAGCUUAUCUUGACCUUGACGGCAUUUGCUCGGUUUCGUUGAUUUGAUUUGGAGCUAGUCGUCCAGGCAUACGCAAAAGACGCGAUUUCGGUGCUUAUUUUGCUUUUGUUGGAUGAAUUUAUAUGAAAAUUGUUGUUCGAUAUUGUUCUUGAGCAUUCAGUGAUUGCUUGUGUGACAGGACGCUUAAAUACAUGGUUCAUGCAAUGAUUUUUUGGCAUACCAAGUAAGCAUCGCUUAUAUUUCGACGACUGUCAUUCGAUAAACUUCUUUGCAGCUUGACGGAAACCUGUACUCGAUCGCAAAUUUCCAUGUCACCUAUUGUGCAGCAGCUAUUACUGUCGCAGGAACCGAAUAAUAUGGUCGAUAUCGAAUUUGUGCAUCCUUCUGCACUUUUGCGUGGUGUUUUGAUAACUGAAAGUCAAUGGAAUGCGUAGAUACAAGCGAAAAUUAAUGUUCCUAAAUGGGCAGAAACUUCAAUGUUUUACGAUCACCUAUAACUUUCGCUGUUUUCUGCCAAAGUUUUUAAAUGCAACAUUUUAGUCAUUUGGUGGGUUUGAAUACCAUUCUCGUGAUCAGGUACGUAAAGACAUCUUGGGUAUAUGUCAUUUCGCCCCAUUAUAGAGUUUGGUUUCAUAAACUUCCGAUUUUUGUUAUUGUCCUGGCGCCAUAUUAUAUGCGUUUUUUCGAAGUUAAUUCUCAAAAUUAUUGUGAAACCGCGUAGAAGUAUUGUCCGACAUCUCUUCAAUCCAUGGACCGAAGGUAUGAAAGUGUUUGCUGUAUCCAUUUAGGGAGGGCUCGUCGAUUUCUGCAAGUAAAGGCUACGUAUCAUGUUCCUAAAUGCCUCCAGAAGCGAAUGUAAUCUUCAGAAGCUAUUAAUGGCAAGAACAGGAAACCCAGCUCCUCUAUUGCGAAACGUCUUACAGAGACAGGAUAUAGAAAUGACGUUGGUACAUUUUUAGACCUAUCUGUAAAACGUGUUUGGAUCGCAUCCUAAAGUUUGUGGAAGCCCAAGUGUGAUUAAGAAGUUUAAACCGCCUUUGUGAGUUCCAAAAUUAUUCGUCAUCACACGAAACCUUCUUUGUUAAACUUCGUUUUGAUACCAGUCAGGGUAGAUGUAUUAAUGCCUCUGAUAUUUGGUUUAGUGAGCUUCAUUGUUAUUUUGGCCUUUAAUAUGCGAUUUUAAUUCCACCCAAAUUUAUGUCUAACCCCCUAACUGUAUUAAUUUCAUAUGUAUUCCCAUGACAAGUCCAUGCGUAAGCAGAUUGUCCAAAAGAAGUUGCACAAGUACAACACUACACGAUUCAGACAAAUUACGUCUUAUUACUUCGCCUAAAUUUCCACUUGUGUCAAAAAUAGUGACUGAUGUAAUCGCGCAUUGGUAUAAACUUCCAUUAAUUCUUACUGUGCUCUCGUUAAUAUUAUAUUGGUAGUUAUAUUCAUGUAUACAUCCUGUGAACCAUUGUUUUCUUUUUUAGGUAAUCUGUAGUUCCAGUGACCUCGUGGGAUUCGUUGCUAAAGAAAGCGGUUUUCAGUACCGUUGAUUUUGUAUUUUGUGUUGAAUCACUAACAAAUGUAUUCUCUAUACCCUAGAUAAACAUUCUACUUGUUAAUAGUCACAACUAACUUCAUAGAAUGUUUUGAGCUACAGAGUUAGGGUCAUGCGUUGUAUUGGGUAAUGAAUUUAGAAAAAACGUCCGCCCCUGAGGUAUAUUGUCGUGAAUACGGAGUACAUUCUCAUUCUCGUGAUAAAUCUGUUAGCAGUAAUUAUUAUCAGUACCUAUAUUUCGUAAGGAUGGUAUAUAACAAAACGUACUAAUUCAGUAGUCAGAGGUUAGAACUAUCGGUUAAAAUCGAAACAGGUGCUCAUGUAAGGGAAAAUUGAUUAAUUGAAAGUUAAAACAUCACGUAAGUGAUAUAGUUUAUAGCAUCGUUUACAUGCGAAUAGUUAAGGUUAUUUAUUUAGAAAUGAUGGUAACUUGUUGUUGGUUUAAGCGAUCUUUUGUUUGAUAGGAAAUAGGUGGGACAUUAUAACUGAAAAACAGUAUAACUGGACAAGCAACAUCUACUGGCCAUUAUACACAUAUUUUGAAGUAAAACACAAUCGGGCAGAUUAUCUCGAAGACAGGAGUAGAGCACUCUUCUGAAACUAUUAGUUUAGUGAGUAACUAAAUUUGUCUUUGAAUUAAGACUGAAAGUAAACGGCAUAUUGGUAGGCUAAAUGAUUAUCAUUAUUCGGUUUCGUCAGAAUAAGUAUCCGACUACUGUUUCACUCAUCAUUCUGUCCUUUGAAUAACUUAGUAACAUGGUGUUUACUUUCGGAUCCAAAUUACUAAGUUAAGGUUAAUAUCAGGAAGGAGGGUGGCGUUAGCUGAUCAGUAGAUAUGGUGGGGGUCACUAAGGUGAAUCGCCCCAUUCUGCAGGAACAGCAAUAUACAAAUUAAAGGCUC
Trichobilharzia regenti is the source of this 5985-nucleotide messenger RNA. Lineage: Eukaryota; Metazoa; Platyhelminthes; Trematoda; Strigeidida; Schistosomatidae. The record is from the annotation of a GenBank genome assembly.